Molecule: messenger RNA, 1725 nt
Organism: Cavenderia fasciculata
Lineage: Eukaryota; Evosea; Eumycetozoa; Acytosteliales; Cavenderiaceae
Product: adenylate kinase
Exons: 1
Coding region: 1-1725 (574 amino acids)
Biological process (GO): nucleobase-containing compound metabolic process
Cellular component (GO): cytoplasm; mitochondrion
Molecular function (GO): ATP binding; AMP kinase activity
Source: RefSeq, a predicted model, not a curated record
AUGAUUAAACAAACCUUUAUACCAUCAACAAAACUGAUGGCCAAGAUAUUAUCAUCACCUUUAUCGCCAUCGCUAUCAUUAUCAUCACCAUUAUCAUCAACGACAACAAUAAUUAAAUUAUAUGAUAACAACUAUUGUAACAUUAGAACUACUACUACUACUACUUCUACCACUUGUUUAAAGAAGACUACUUAUCGAUCGAAUUGUUUAUACUUUUCAACCUCUUCAUCAUCAUCAUCACAACCUCCCAAAUAUAAUAAUCAGGAACAUGUUGUAUCGGCUCCUCUUAAAAAUCCAACCGAUACAACUUCAUCUACUUCAUCAUCAUCUCCCUCCUCUAAACAUUCAAAAAAGAAUAGUAGUAGCGGUAAUAAAACUUCAUCAUCAUAUGAUGAUUCAUCAACAUCUACAAAGACAAAGAAAUCUACAACAACGACAACAACUACUACUACAACUAUAGACAAUAAAGAGUCAACUACCAAUUCCGAUUCAGAUUUGGAAAUCAAAGAUCCAAACAUUAUAUUUAAUACAGUUUGGAACAAACUAGAGAAUAAACAUGGAUUGGAGAAUAUGCGAUUCCCACAAGAGAUUAUCUUUUUGAUGGGAGCGCCAGCAUCUGGAAAGGGAACCAAUACUCCAUUCAUUUCAUCGGUUAGAGGUAUCACUGCAGAGCCGAUUGUCAUGUCAUCGUUGCUCAACAGCAAUGAAGCCAAAAAAAUCAAGUCGACUGGCGGCAUGGUCAGCGACUCCUUUGCACUACAAACUAUUUUGGAGGAAUUACGUCGGCCAGAAUAUCGAUCGGGUGUGGUCGUCGAUGGAUUCCCACGAACCAAUACACAGGUGGAAUGUCUCACUCUUCUCUAUGAAAAGAUGAAAUCACUUCGAAAGAAUUACUUUACCACCCAACUGUCAAGUUGUUUUCCACGUCCAGUGUUUCGUGUGACGGUACUGUUUAUCGAGGAAAAGGAGAGUUUGGACAGACAAAUUCGAAGAGGACAAAUCACCAAAGAGACCAAUCUGCGUCUCCGGGCACAAGAUCUACCACUACUCGAAGAAAGAUAUACUGACACGUCGGAAGAGAUUGCUCGCAAGCGAUACAAAAUCUUUAGAGACCAUUACUCGACACUAACAGCUCUAAAGAAACAUUUCCCAUUCUCUAUCAUCGAUGCCUCCAAAUCAAUCAACGAGGUGCAACAAAGUAUCAUCAAAGAGUUCAAGUAUCAAUCGUCACUGGAACUCGCCGAAGAGACCUAUGAUAUGGUGCAACGCAUUCCACUCGUCUCUGAUAUAAUUGUGCAUGCCCGUGUCGAUCUUGUCAAUCGAUUGGAUGACUAUCAGUUCCGUCACACCGAUCUCUUUGCAGCCGUCAUCAAUGUCAUUGACAAGGAGUUUAUACCAACCAUUAGACGACAUGCCAUCGCAGGCUCUGCCAUUGCACGUAUCAGUAACAGUAUAUUCUCCAAUCCACUCGCAAUCGACAUGGCAUUGGAUGUCUUGUCCGAGAGAGGGUUUAGAGCGACGGUCGACGUUCGUACCACACACAUUCCACACAAAAUCAAUCCACAAACCAUGCAAAUCGAAACCAUCGUUCACAAUGAAUACUCUUUCCGUGUUGAGUUCCUUAAACCUGCCAUUCGAGAGGAAAUAACUCUUCCUCCUCCUACUGCUACUCGUCCUCCUUCACUACCUCCUCAUACUCAAGCUACUUUUCCAACAAAUAACUAA